This is a messenger RNA of Pezoporus flaviventris, 1580 nucleotides long. RefSeq names its product CLN8 transmembrane ER and ERGIC protein (gene CLN8). The transcript has 3 exons. Gene Ontology annotation, cellular component: endoplasmic reticulum; membrane. Lineage: Eukaryota; Metazoa; Chordata; Aves; Psittaciformes; Psittacidae. The record is from RefSeq and is a predicted model, not a curated record. Gene Ontology annotation, biological process: lipid homeostasis. The coding region runs from base 174 to 1031 and encodes 285 amino acids.
GCCCCCAUCUCGGGCAGCGCUGUGGAUGAGGAACUGCGGAUGUGAGCGAGGUCUGUGCGCCUGGGCCGGCACCCCAGAUGGAAGAGUUCGUGGUUUCUGAUUUGCAUAAUAGCAGGGGCUGAAUAGGCAUAAAGGAGACUAUAGUGCGGGUGAGAAGUGUCAAAGAAGAAGAAAUGAAUCCUACAAAUGCUGAUCCAGUGUUUGGGACCACUUUUGAAUGGGACUAUCUCUUAUGGGAAGUUCGCUUGACAUUUUUAGCUGCUGGCUUUUUAAUCUAUUUGGGAGUAUUCCUUCUGUCUCACUGGUUGUCUUCAUGGAUAAGUACCACUUAUCAUGCCUUGUAUGCAAAGGAGAAGGUGUUUUGGAAUAUGGCAGUCACACGUGGUGUGUUCGGACUUCAGAGUUGUGUUGCUGGGCUAUGGGCUUUGCUCGUAGAUCCUGUUUUUCAUGCUGACAAAGUGUAUUCACAGCAAAAUUGGAGUUGGUUUAACUGUUUAAUAGCUGCUGGAUUUUUCUUGCUUGAAAAUGUAGCUGUUCACGUGUCCAAUGUUAUUUUUAGAACAUUUGAUGCGUUCUUGGUAGCUCAUCACUUGCUAGCUUUUGGUGGCUUGGCUGGUCUAGUGAUUAAUGUGAAAUCUGGACAUUAUCUGCCUUUGAUGGGAAUGUUGCUGGAGAUGAGUACUCCCUCAACAUGCAUUUCCUGGAUGCUUUUGAAGGCUGGCUGUGCUAACACCUUUUUCUGGAAAGCAAACCAGUGGGUGAUGAUCCACCUGUUUCACUGCCGCAUGAUUCUUACUUACCACAUGUGGUGGGUGUGUAUUUUCAAUUGGAAUUCUGUGGUAGAAAAUUUGGGACUUCUUCAUUUUACUGUUCUAUUCUCGGGAUUAUUUGCUGUUACGCUAAUACUUAACCCAUACUGGACGUACAAAAAAACGCAGCAACUUCUGAACCCAACUGACUGGAAUUUUGAAAAUAAAGCAGUGGAAAACGGAAAAUUAAAUGGUGAAACACAUGAAAAGAAGAGGAUGUGACACUGAAACAGCUGUUUCCUUAUAGGGUGGCAAACGAAUACAAUGCAGAGUAAUUCUUUGCCUGUGAAAUAGAAGCUGUUGCAUGAAGUUCAUUAACACAGUGCUUCUUUGCUGGUAGGAUUCUGUGUGCACCAGAAGUAUUUUAAUGGAUUUUUUCUGUUUCAUAUGUGCAUACACACAAGAUAGUCAACCUCUUAAGAUAUACACCAAAAUUUUGUCAGGUUGGACAAUAUUUCAUGAUCUAGUAGUGAUGUGCUCUCUAAUGGCAUCCUUUGUCCUAAUGCUUCCAAGAGGCUUUACAGUUAAUUUGGCUAUUAAGCUCAGCUUGAAUCAAGUUCAGCUUGAAUCCUAUUUCAUACAUGUCAGAGAUACUGUUAAUGGAAGUUACAUUGUUUAUUAAGAUCAAUUAUGAUGUGAGUUAGGUAUGCAUGGGUACCUAGUUCCUGUGUGCCAUUUAGUCAUUCCAAGUGACUGAAUUGGUCAGUGGUAGAAUGCAGUCACGGCUGGAGUGUGGGGUUUGGUUUUUUUUCUGUUUUUCGUUUUGGGUUC